AGGAGCUUUACAAACCAAUUGGAUUUUUUUCAGGGCUUGCCACGAACUACCGUGGCUGCGAAUUCAUUCAUGUAAGUAAUUUUUAAUCUGUAUGUAACGGCUACAGUCCGUGACCGUGUCCGGAGUAGCACUUCUUGCCGAUAUGCUUUUCGUUUCUCCCGUGAUUUCACCGCAAGGAGGCCCCCCGGCCUCUAGCGUGGUCCGCCGAACAAGCAUUGCCGGGGUGCCUGGGUUCGCGGGACUCGCGACGCCACGGGCACAGCCGCCGCCGGUCGAGAACCUGAAUAACGCGGUACGGCGGUACAUCUCCGCGAGUCUCUCGCCGCGGCGGUUUCGUGCGCAGGUCGCGGUUUCCACGCCUACGAGAAAUGCUUGUACGCCGGGGGUCGUGGUGGCGACAGCAGGCGCUUCGUCAUCCAGCAGUAAGAAUGUGUUGAGAGGUGUUGGCUCCUCGCCUGUCAAAGCUGCAGUAAGUUCCUCGGUGACGACAAUCGACGCAGAUGCUGUCGAGCCGGUUGCUAUAAUACCAGAAGAGGAAGAGGGGGAUAUAGAAGUGGAAAAGGAGCCGCAAAGCCAAAGGAAAUCCCAACGCCUCGACAAACCGGCGCUGGCCGACAGUCGAAGAACUUCGCUGUCACGCUCCUCGUCCUGCGCCGGCCCGAGAGAUCUUCUGAAUCCGCGAUCUACAACGACGGUGAAAACAACAACAGCCGCGCCACGAGUACUACCGCCGACGAAUAGCAGCACGCUUUUACUCGGAAACGGGCCGGCUUUUCGCGGAGGUCCAGCGCCUCUCCCAAGCGGUUGCCAGACGCUCCGGUGGCCGAUGCCGCCAGCUUCAGCGCGAAACGGGCCUACGGGUGCAGCCUCUGGCGCGUCUUCUUCAACAUCAUCUACUGCAGCAGGGAAAAAGCCGGCGGUGCAGAGUAGUACUCAACAACCCUCGUCGUAUAACAAAAUUCCAACCGGUGGACCAGUUGCGUCAGCGGUGACAUUCGCACCCGGAGCUCGGAGUCCUUUGGCGGCACGCAGUCCCACGGGGAAUUUUCCGGCCUUCUGCCUCACCCCUCGAGUUGGGGCACCACCUUCUGCCAAUGCGAGACCCAACCUUCUCCCGGACCACAGUACCACGGCGCUUUUGUCAUCAAGGAAUCAUGUGCAGCUACCUCCUUCGGGACGAGCGCGGCCACCGGUCAUACCGAGCAAACCUCCCACUGGUGCUGCAUCCGUACGUGACGUGGUUUCAGCGGCGCCUCUUCCGAAGAAGCGGCCAUCGGGUACUUCAACUAAGACUUUUGUGAAAAGCCGAGAUGGCGGCCUCCCGCUCUGACUCUGUUUCAAAAAGAAUUUAGCGUAAUUUUCUGAAUUCACUUCAAACAAUCUUCAACAAAAAACAAAGGUACGUCGAGCACAUCUGGUGGCCCAUCCAGCAGCAGUUCUAGCAUCUCGGCUCCAAACGCAGCCUCCGAACAAGAUCUCAGCCGUAGACCCUCCCUCAACGAGGGAAUUCCCACCGUCGGGUCGAGCAUACGUGCGAAUAGUGGAGCUUCCAGUUCUGGACAAGGGACAGCAGAAGACGCCGAUAGUGCGACACGAAAGAAAGCGGAUAUUAACCCGGCUAAUACAACUAGCAGCAGUACUAGCAAGCCAGCAAAGAGAGUGGAACUGCAUAGCAGCGCUGCAAUCGACAAAUCCCGAGAUGACCGGAUUUCCCCCGCGAAUUCGUCUCAUCCCGGUUCGGUCGCGGAGGAAUUCGAGGACUCUUUUCUGGAUUGUCGGUCGCCACUCAGUGCUGCACAGAAGCGGAAUGGAACAAGUGGUCCGAGUAGUAGGCAGACAAGCAAGAACAGUAGUGAAGACGGGGAAGGGACAAUAUCAAGUGCGAACGAGAACGUCGAUCCAAAAGCAGACGAAAGUGUCGACGGUCCGGUGGUCGUUCUUUCUCCAGAGAGAACACCAGCUGAGAACAACGGACAAGGAAAUCCAAGCGGCAUCGUCAAGGGCAGUACCACCGACAAGAAGGCUAACAAUAACUCGGAGAGCAAGCCGCGGCGCGCGAGCGAAUGCGAGCCGAGCCCGACUGCUCCCGCAAACACGACCCCAUCCACGCGUCGAACCUCUGAACAGAGCAAAAUCGGCUGGGCCGCGAAAUUGCAGCGGAACGGAGAAGUUUUGCGAGACAUCCUGCGGGGCUUCUCGAGUUCCAGCGACGAGGAAAAGUCGCCAGAAAGCCGGUUGUAUGUGUCGCCCCAGAAGGAAGAGGAGCAAGUCGCAGGGCAGCCGCAGGAACCUCCGUCCGCGUCGCAAACUACAGAAAGAGCAAAGGACGACGAGGCAGUCACCCUGCUGGUCGCUGACGCAACAGACGACGAAAUUGUAACUACGCAGGAGGAAGAGAGUGAAAUAGAAACUACAUCAAAGGUGAAGCACGAUGGCAACAGCCAGAAAAUAAAAGCUGAGAAAAGUGCGAUGGAAACUACUACAAAUCUUCACAACAGCGACAAAAAGCCGGUAGGAAAAAUGGAUAUUCUCAGUCCAACCCCAACGAAGCCACGACCGGUCAGUCGUUUCCCGAUGCCGAUGAACGACCCACCUAGCCGGCCAAUGAGUCCGAUAUUGCCAAUCCGUACAAAAUUAGUCCCGUUUUCGGUACGUCAGGGAGUCGACGGCAAGGACCCAAGUCCGACAAAAGCCGUGAACACGACGGCAGUGCAAGCAGAUGCGGCGGAAGCGGAAAAAGAUCAGGAGCCGGAAUCACAGAACAUGCUCGGCUUUCUUGCGCAGGCGGCACGACUGUGGAAGACGCAGUCUUCGUAAUCGUCAUGGUGGCCCUGGCGCUGUGCAUGCCGGCAAUGUAAACAACGGACACCAAAUGCACCAGUGCAGUAUCAUGUAUCAACGAAUUACAGUGACAGGCUAUUGCCCUUCGCAUUGCGUUGUACUGGCGUUUUUUGACUGAAGUCAAAUGUCAUCAUCUUCCAAUUCUAUUGCUAGCUUUCGAAGCUAAAACCUAUUUGUCGAAAUGUGUACCAAUGUGGUGGUUUGUUUUUUCAGAAAGACAAAUUGCUUUGAAAAUGAAAUCAAAAUUUGGCCACUGAACUUGUGUAUGAUUUUUUUCCAGAAAUAGUUAGGUUCAAAAUGCACCUAUCGUCAUGAUUUUCGUUUUACCGGUUGUCGUUGUGUACAAUCAUCUAGACGACGCCUGCGUCAAGAGCGAAAUUAAUGUAAAUGUAUCAGCACCUGCUCCUUGUACCCAGACUUUGUCUGUUGUCAUGUGAAUAACCAGUGAAUGCAACCGUGCAUGUGGCUUUUGGCUGCAAGACUUAUUUGGAGGCGGAGAUGUGAGUGUAAUGGGGUUUGAAUUUCGUUUCAAAAUCAAAUUGCAAUUGGCGAUAGUCUUCAUCUGUUGGUUACAGGGACUAAAGCGCCACAAGCUUCGUGAUUUUCUCUGUAGGAAAAGUGGAUCAUCAGUGUGAACACCAGUAUCCGUUACCAAUUCUAGAUCAAUGUGAAGAUGAAAUCGUUUCACGUCAGGCAAG
Messenger RNA from Amoebophrya sp. A120, 3539 nucleotides. The record is from the annotation of a GenBank genome assembly. Lineage: Eukaryota; Dinophyceae; Syndiniales; Amoebophryaceae.